Molecule: messenger RNA, 1205 nt
Organism: Zingiber officinale
Lineage: Eukaryota; Viridiplantae; Streptophyta; Magnoliopsida; Zingiberales; Zingiberaceae
Product: tetraspanin-3-like
Exons: 2
Coding region: 111-992 (293 amino acids)
Biological process (GO): auxin-activated signaling pathway
Cellular component (GO): plasma membrane; plasmodesma
Source: RefSeq, a predicted model, not a curated record
CAUCUACCGCUAGUCGUCGUCUAUAUGUACACUCCUUUUCUUGCAAGAAGUUGCAGAAAAGAAGCAACAGAAGAACACUUCACCGUUGAAGAAGAAGAUUUGAGGAGGAGAUGUUGCGCAGUAGCAACGCCCUGAUCGGGGCCAUCAACUUCGUGACGUUCCUGGUGUCGAUCCCCAUCCUCGGCGGCGGCAUAUGGCUGAGCGUCAGGGCCAACAACACCGACUGCCUCCGGUUCCUCCAGUGGCCCAUCAUCAUCAUCGGCGUCGCCAUCAUGGUCGUCUCCCUCGUCGGAUUCGCCGGCGCCUGCUACCGCCUCGCCUGGCUCCUCCGCGUCUACCUCUUCGUCAUGCUCUUCGUCAUCCUCGGGCUCCUCUGCUUCAUCGUCUUCGCCUACGCCGUCACCGACCGCGGCCACGGCCAGGUCGUCAUGGAUCGGGCCUACCUCGAGUACCAGCUCAGCGACUACUCCGGAUGGCUCAAGGACCGCGUCUCCGACCCCGGCUACUGGGCCAGGAUUAGGGUUUGCAUCCGCGACAGCCGCGUAUGCCCUAAGUUGGCCAGGUACGUCCGCAAUUCCAUAACGGGCUUGCCCCAACCAGAGCCGGCGGAGAUGUUCUACCGCAGACAGCUUUCCCCAAUCGAGUCGGGCUGCUGUAAGCCUCCAACUUCAUGUGGCUUUACAUAUGUGAAUGAGACCAAUUGGGUUGGACAGCCUACGUCCUCAGCGAAUGACUUUGACUGCAACCGGUGGAACAACCCCAAUCAGCAGUGGCUGUGCUACCAGUGUGAUUCGUGCAAGGCUGGGGUUCUUGCUAGCAUCAGGCAUAGCUGGAGGAAAGCCUCUGUAAUCAACAUUGUUGUGCUUGUAAUCCUUGUGAUCGUGUAUGUCAUUGCCUGUGCAGCAUUCAGAAAUGCAAAGAGAAUAGACAAUGAUGAGCCCUUUGGAGAGAGCAGGGUUAGUAAAUCAAGGCCAAGUAGGUUCCAUCUUUAGGCAGAAAGAUGGAGAUUGAAGCUUUUCUUUAUGAUAGAAGCAAAGAAAGUUGAUGCUUGCAUCUUUGUUGGUUUUGGUGACUAAAGGAGAGAAGGGGAGAGAGAAAAGAAGAAGAAGAAAGCUUGCAAUUUGAGUGUAACUAAUGUUUCUGCUGUUUGUAUAACUUAUGGUUUAUGUACUCUAUGAUUUAAGAAAUGAGAGUGAGUCUGUCUA